AUGCCGGCCUUCAGCCCCGCCGCUCUAGGCUCCCGGCAAGCCAGACCGCGGGCGAUCCGCCGAGAGGAAGGAGGCCGAAAACGCACCUGCCGCGCUUCACACAACGCGCCGUCGCUGCGCCCGCCCGCGCCGGGCCCGACACGCUCACGCAGCGCCGCCAAUGGACGCGCGGAACACGCAGGGCCCCGCCCCCGCCCGGGCCCUGGGCCCCGCCUCUGGGCCGUUGAAGGGAGAGCGCCCCUCUGUCUGCGGGCUUUAAUCUCGGCCAUAGCAGUCGAAUGCCAAAGAGCUUGGCAGCUGGAAGAUGUACACCGAAAAAAAAGAAAAAUUUUAAAGAGGAAAAGGGAAGCCAAAUUCCAGUUUAGAGGUGCGAUAAUAUCAAGGCCACAUACACUACCCUCUCCAAUCUGCCUGCAGAAGCAUGGCUUUUUAAUAAAUACUGGUUGAAUGGAUUGUUCUGUUGUUCUGUGAUUGAUAAUCUUAAACAUUGUUAAUGUGCUUGAUGUACGGUUUAGGAAAGUUACUACACGUAGUGCUUGUUUUAUGUUGGUGCAGACUUUGUAUCUCCAUAAGAGAACAUUAAUUGUCAUUUCAAAAUUUAAUUUUUCAGACUCUUUUUUGACAAAAUGGCCCGGGGGGGCGGGGGCCGGGAAUCAGAAAUUACUAAGAUUAGACGAUUAAAAUGCUAAUCUGUAAA
This is a messenger RNA of Sus scrofa (pig), 697 nucleotides long. The record is from RefSeq and is a predicted model, not a curated record. NCBI's taxonomy places the organism in Eukaryota, Metazoa, Chordata, Mammalia, Artiodactyla, Suidae.